CUUACACCACGUAACGUGGCUAUGUCUGGAAUUUGCUUGCUUAUCACUCGGCUGUGUCGGUGUUUCUCAGUCCACUCCAGCUGAAAGUUCCAUGUCUCCGCCUGACUUUCCUAGGUCCGACCACUCCCUCCAGCGUAACAACCCGCCAUGAUACCGAUGAACCGUGAGGAUACCAAGUCGCUUGGAAACUUUUUCGAUGGAGAAGAGUACACUAGCAAAGACAACCCCGUUGUCCAGCGCACCCAAAAGGUUCGCUCCACCCAGGUGAGGUUUUGGAAGAGAAUCCAAAACGGCUUGCGCAAGCAUGAUCAGGACAAGGUCGACCGGGUCGUUCAAGACUAUAAUGCCGAGUAUAGUAUCGCUGGUUUGGAGCGUCUGGUAGAGGAAUACCUCCCGACAGCAAAAACGGCCAAAGACAAGCUUGAUGAGCGACGCCAACACGGCGAUAAGAUCAUCUCUACUCAUGUUCAGCGCUUUGCCAACACGUUCUCCGGCUUCCUAAGCUGCUACUCGCAGAUCAUGUCGAUUAUGAGCGCGGCGGAUACGCAGUUUGGCGGAGUGGCAGUCCAGGCGUUAUCGAUCCUUCUGGUGGUAGCGGUCAACAAGCAAAAGAACGAAGAUCAGAUCGAAGGGCUCUUGGCAAAAUUCAAGAAUAACUUUCCCCGUCUCCAGGGCCUCCGCAAUAUAUAUCCGACGCCAAGAAUGCAGGAACUCAUCGCAAAAGUAUACACGGAUGUUCUGACCUUUUCCCAAAUGGCAGUUGAGUACUACCAGAAGUCAGCUUUAGAACGGCUGUGGCAAGCAAUCGCCAAGCCGCCCGACAUGGGCGUGAAGAUGGCCGCGGAUGGCAUUAUGGCUGAGCUGGCAGAGGUAAAAGAGGAACGAGACUAUUUACUGAACCAGCGCGUUUAUCAUUUGGAGCAGCGUGUCGCUUCACUGACGGUGCUGGCCGAGGAUGGGCAGAAACGGACCACCGCGAUUGAGGGAAAGGUGUCGACCAUAGGAAGGGAUAUCGUCCAAAUGCAGCAGAAUGAGAGCCAAGAUCUACUGACUACUCUGCGGCAAUUUCUUGUGCCAGACGACUUCUCUCACGAAGAGCACAUGGAGGAAUACCAGUGUCAAUUGCAGGCUCGCUUCAGGUGCGGAUGUGGAAUAAACAACCUCGCAAGCAGCGAAGCAUAUCAGUUGUGGAGACAAAGCGACAAGUCCCGAACGCUAAUUUUGCGCGGCCGUACAUCACAGAUAAACUCGCCUUUAUCCUGGCUCAGCUCUGCAGCAGUCGAGCUAGUCAAUGCUCUGCGCACUGAAGGCGAUUCUGGCAUGAUUGCCUACUACUUCUGCCGACGCGAAGGCAUGGAUGAUGACCAUAUGCAUACGGCAAUUGCCCGAAUGGUCUAUCAACUCUUCAAGGCACAACCAGCUAUGCUCAAAGACCGCCGAACCUACCAAAAAUGGGUGGAUGUUCUUGAAAGUACCAAGUGGGGAAAGAAAGACAUCAAAACAGCAUGCGAACUAUUUGUCAGUGUGCUGGAUCAACUGGAUCGGGUCUAUCUCAUCUUGGAUCGACCAGAGACCUGCAAGGGUGGCGAUCCCGGACUCUCCAGGAUACUCGAAGAGUCACAACGCUCAGCGUGCAUAUUGAAAACCUUUGUUGUUGUUGAUAAGGAUACAGCUGACCGGGGUGAGGUUGAGAGCUGGAAGGAGUCUGCUCGUGCCAAAAGUUUAGAUGUCAUUGACCUUGACCAAUCAUAGUGCAAAAAGAUUGGAAUUAUCCUAUGGUUUGUUCCAUUAUUCUGGGCAAUCUUCCCUCAAAUUCAUUUGCCUUCCAGUACGACAAAAUCCUUCAAUAGGGUGCCAAUUGUCGUGAUGCGGUACAACAUCGCGCACGACAUGUUCCGGCUAGGAUGUUUCCUUCGAUAAU
Molecule: messenger RNA, 1921 nt
Organism: Aspergillus ibericus CBS 121593
Lineage: Eukaryota; Fungi; Ascomycota; Eurotiomycetes; Eurotiales; Aspergillaceae
Exons: 5
Coding region: 148-1752 (534 amino acids)
Source: RefSeq, a predicted model, not a curated record